Molecule: messenger RNA, 1656 nt
Organism: Acanthisitta chloris (rifleman)
Lineage: Eukaryota; Metazoa; Chordata; Aves; Passeriformes; Acanthisittidae
Gene: SH3BP2
Product: SH3-domain binding protein 2
Exons: 14
Coding region: 1-1656 (551 amino acids)
Biological process (GO): signal transduction
Molecular function (GO): SH3 domain binding
Source: RefSeq, a predicted model, not a curated record
AUGCCUGAGAGGGGUCACAAGGCAUUAAUGGCUUUGUCAUCACAAAGGAAACAAUCAUUCGGUGAAACUGUCAGCAGAAAAACUAUGUGUCGAUCAGGAGCAGUCACCAGAAUGAUGGCCUCGCAGGAACAGGUCUGGCCAGUCCCAAUGAAGGCAAUUGGAGCACAAAACCUUUUGACCAUGCCUGGAGGAGUGACCAAAUCAGGAUAUCUUCAUAAAAAAGGAGGCACCCAGCUGCAGCUGCUGAAAUGGCCAUUGAGAUUUGUGAUUAUCCAUGAGGGAUGUAUCUACUAUUUCAAGAGCAGCACAUCUGCAUCUCCCCAGGGUGCAUUUUCUUUGAAAGGUUACAACAGGGUUAUGCGGGCGGCUGAGGAGACAACAUCAAGCAAUGUGUUUCCUUUCAAGUUAGUUCACAUUAGCAAGAAGCACAGGACGUGGUUUUUUUCAGCUUCUUCUGAAGAUGAAAGAAAGAAUUGGAUGCUGUCAUUGAGGAGGGAAAUAGAUCACUACCACGAGAAGAAAGAAACAAUAACAGAGUUCAGUGACUCUGGUUCUGAUGUGGACAGUUUCUAUGGCUCAGUAGAACGUCCUGUUGAUAUCAAGUAUUCUCAUCAUUCAGCAGAUAAUGAAGAUUACGACCAGGAGGAAGAGGAUGAAUCGUAUUUGCAACCAGAUACUUGUGACAUAGUGAAAGAUGAUAUGGUCCUGCCGCCAGCAUACCCACCUCCCCCUGUUCCUCAUAUCAGGAAAACUGCCUACUCAGAAACAAGAUCAAAUUCCUACGCUGGCAAAUCCACUGCACCGACACCACCACCACCACCUCCUAAAAGGAGCUUACCUGAUAUCAAACUGGAGGAUCUCACAAGUCCACCCCCUGUGCCCCCUUUACCUGUUUUUAAAAAGCCUCCGUGUGUCAAAGAACCUUCCCUAUUGCCUCCAGAGCCUCUGCCUCCAGCUCAACUUCUUCCCUCUCCAGAAGGAUGUGAGAAGCUAAAAAACUUAAACAUUUCACCGCGAACUCCUCCUCCGCUACCAGGCAAUAAACCCAAGCUGUCACAGCUUUCUGAAAAACCACUAGAGCCCAAAGUGCCAAGAGAACACAGUAAACCUGGACUGUUUGUGCCACCAGUGCUCCCAAAGCCACCUGUGCCAAGCCACCAGCCCCCUGGAAUCAAGCCUAGAGCAGAGAAGUCUUCAUGUCCUCAGUUACAGAGAUCACCACCAGAUGGACAGAGUUUUAGAAGCUUUUCAUUUGAAAAACCAGCACUACCUUCCAAGCCAAGACAACCUGAUGAUGACUCUGAUGAUGACUAUGACAAGGUUGGGCUGCCUACUUCAGUAUUUCUUAAUACCUUUGAAUCCUUUGAAGUUGAAAGGAUAUUUAAAGCUUGUAGCCCACAGGGACAACCACAGGAUGGGCUGUACUGUAUCAGGAACUCAUCUACUAAGCCUGGAAAGGUUUUGGUUGUAUGGGAUGAACCUUCAGGAAAAGUGAGAAACUACAGAAUCUUUGAAAAGGAUGGCAAGUUUUACCUAGAUUCAGACAUCAUGUUUUUGAAUAUGGGAAGUUUGGUCGAAUACUACAGCACUCAUAUCUUACCUAGCCAUGAAAGCCUGAUGCUGCGGUGUCCUUACGGAUACUCCAAACCAAGGUGA